CAGCUGCAGCGGGCGGCCGGGGCUGCGCGCUCGGGACGCGCGGAAUGUGAGGCGCGGCGAGCCGCUGCGCACCGACGCUCGCUCGCUCUCUCGCUCCCUCGCUCCCUCGCUCGCUCGCUCGCUCUCUGGCUCGCUCUCCUGUGGCUCGCGCGCGCGAAAGGGCGGCGACCCCGUGGCGGACGCUCGGCCGCGCCCCGCGCUCCGUGUCGCGCGGGUCCCGGGGGCUCUUCGCCCUCGCGCGCCCUUGUGCCCUCCCGGUGCCCUCCAGCGCGCGCCGGCGGGACCAUGAAGAAGUUCUCUCGGAUGCCCAAGUCGGAGGGCAGCGGCGGUGGCGGCGGCGGCGGCGGGGCGGCGGCUGGCGGGGCCGCGGGCGCCGGGCUCGGCGGCGGUAGCGGCGGCGGCUUCGCAGGCUCGUCCGUGGGGGUCCGGGUGUUCGCCGUGGGCCGCUACCAGGUCACCCUGGAGGAGUCGCUGGCCGAAGGUGGAUUCUCCACUGUUUUCCUGGUGCGGACUCACGGUGGGAUCCGAUGUGCACUGAAGCGAAUGUAUGUCAAUAACACACCUGACCUCAACAUUUGUAAAAGGGAAAUCACAAUUAUGAAGGAACUAUCUGGCCACAAAAAUAUUGUUGGUUAUUUGGACUGUGCUGUCAAUUCAAUUAGUGAUAACGUAUGGGAAGUGCUUAUUUUAAUGGAAUAUUGCCGAGCUGGGCAGGUAGUGAAUCAGAUGAAUAAGAAGCUGCAGACGGGCUUUACUGAGUCAGAAGUCUUACAGAUCUUCUGCGACACCUGUGAAGCCGUCGCGAGGUUGCAUCAAUGUAAGACUCCCAUUAUCCACCGGGACCUGAAGGUAGAAAAUAUUUUGCUAAAUGAUGCUGGAAAUUAUGUGCUUUGUGACUUUGGCAGCGCCACUAAUAAAUUUCUCAAUCCUCAAAAAGAUGGAGUUAAUGUAGUAGAGGAAGAAAUUAAAAAGUACACGACUUUGUCAUAUAGAGCCCCAGAAAUGAUCAACCUUUAUGGCGGGAAACCCAUCACCACCAAGGCUGAUAUCUGGGCCCUGGGAUGUUUACUGUACAAACUUUGUUUCUUCGCUCUUCCUUUCGGUGAGAGUCAGGUUGCUAUCUGUGACGGCAGCUUCACCAUCCCGGACAGUUCUCGCUACUCCCAUAACGUACAUUGUUUGAUAAGGUUCAUGCUUGAACCAGAUCCGGAGCACAGACCUGACAUAUUUCAAGUAUCCUACUUUGCUUUUAAAUUUGCCAAAAAGGAUUGUCCAGUUUCCAACAUCAAUAAUUCUUCUCUUCCCUCAACUCUUCCUGAACCGAUGACUGCUAGCGAAGCUGCUGCUAGGAGAAGCCAAAUGAAAGCCAGAAUAACAGAUACCAUUGGACCAACAGAAACCUCAAUCGCACCAAGACAACGACCAAAGGCCAAUUCCACUGCGGCCACUUCCGGUGUGCUGACCAUUCACAGUUCAGCAACGCCUGUUAAAGUCCCUGCUCCUGCUGAAUUCAAUAACCACAAGCCAAAAGGAGCACUGAGACCUGGAAGUGGUUCUGAAGUCUUAAUGGGUCAGGGCCCCCCUCAGCAACCACCACAGCAGCAUAGAGUUCUGCAGCAGCUACAGCAGGGAGACUGGAGAUUACAGCAACUUCAUUUGCAUCGUGUUCCGCAGCAGCAGCAGCAGCAGCAGCAGCAGCAGCAGCAGCUACUUCAAAAUGCUUAUUUGCAGCAGUAUCAGCAUGCAAUGCAACAGCAACAGAUACUUCAACAACAGUUUUUAAUGCAUUCAGUCUAUCAGCCACAUCCUCCAGCAUCACAAUAUCCUACAAUGAUGCAGCAGUAUCAGCAGGCUUUCCUGCAGCAGCAGCUGCUAGCUCACCAUCAGCAGCCUCGGCAGCAGGCAUCCCCCGAGUAUCUUACUUCCCCUCAGGAGUUCUCACCUGCCUUGGUUUCCUACGCUUCAUCACUUCCCGCUCAGCUUGGAGCCAUAGUGGACUCCUCCUAUGGUGCCAAUAGGCCAGUUGCUGAGAAAGAGGCGGCCACACAUUUUACAAAUGAGAAGACCGUCAGUCACCCGCCUGAUAUGUCAGGGUGGAAUCCUUUCGGAGAAGACAACUUCUCCAAGCUAACCGAAGAGGAGCUCCUGGACAGGGAGUUCGACCUGCUAAGAUCAAACAGGCUCGAGGAGAGCGCACCCUCAGAUAAGAGUGUAGACCCACCCUCUGCUCCACAUAGCCAUCCUCCGGAAGACCCCUUUGGUUCUGUCCCUUUCAUUUCUCACUCAGGUUCUCCUGAAAAGAAAACUGAACACUCUCCAACUCAAAAAAAUAUCACUGCAAAUCCUACCAAAAACGGAAGCACAAGCCCAGUGUACAAAGAUCAGCGGGCUGUAAAGAAAACCUCAGAGAAUCCGGCAGCAGUCCGGGGUCAAGUGCAGAAGGGGAAUGAUGAUUCUGAGAGCGACUUUGAAUCAGACCCCCCUUCUCCUAAGAGCAGUGAAGAAGAACAAGAGGACGAAGACGCUCAGGGAGAACACGGGGACUUUAAUGACGAGGACACCGAGCCGGAGAACUUGGGUCACAGGCCUCUGCUCAUGGACUCUGAAGACGAGGAAGAGGAAGACAAACACAGCUCUGACUCAGAGUAUGAACAGGCUAAAGCCAAGUGUGGAGACCUGCGCUCCCUGCACAGAGACAAACCUGCUGGUGGGCGGAGCCCAGCCCGUGACCCCCCACUCCUCUCCCCUGCCCAUUCUCCCGCAGAUGCCCCGACUCCUGGUCAGGAGUUCGAUGUGUUCGGUGCUGUUCCCUUCUUUGCAGUGCGCGCUCCCCAGCCGCAGCAGCAGCAGCACAGAGGGAAUGGGAAGAACCUCUGCAGGCAGACAUUUCCGGAGCAGGAGGACUUCGAUGUGUUCACAAAGGCACCCUUCAACAAGAAGGUCCAGGACUGGCCCGCGGUGGGCUCCGACACACGCCCCCUGCCGGCGCGGCCCAGGAGUGUAGAUAUCUUUGGCUCCACCCCCUUUCAGCCGUUUCCCACGUCGGCAGCGAGCCGAAGUGAAAGCAGGGAGGAUGUUUUUGGGCUCGUCCCCUUUGAAGAAAUAACUGGGAGCCAGCAGCAAAAAGUCAAACAGCGCAGCCUGCAGAAGCUGUCCUCUCGCCAGAGACGCACAAAGCAGGACAUGUCCAAAAGCAACGGGAAGCGCCACCAUGGCACACCCACCAGCGCAAAGAAGACACUGAAGCCCCCCUACCGCACCCCUGAGAGGGCUCGCAGACACAAAAAGGUGGGCCGCAGAGACUCGCAAAGCAGCAGUGAGUUCUUAACCAUUUCAGACUCCAAGGAGAACAUCAGCGUUGCCCUGACCGACGGCAAAGACAGGGGCAGUGUCCUGCAGCCCGAGGAGAGCCUGCUGGACCCCUUUGGUGCCAAGCCCUUCCAUCCUCCAGACUUGCCGUGGCACCAGUCCCAUCAGGGCCUAAGCGACAUCCGCGUUGAUCACAGUGCCAUCCUGCCCGGGAGGCCAAGGCAGAAUUCAGUGCAUGGGUCAUUCCAUAGUGCAGACGCGUUGAGAAUGGAUGACUUCGGUGCCGUGCCCUUCACGGAACUCGUGGUGCAAAGCCUGGCUCCACAUGAGUCCCAACAGCCCCAGCCAGUUGAAUUAGACCCUUUUGGUGCUGCUCCAUUCCCCUCGAAACAGUAGAUGCUCCGGGCGGACUCGGCAAUAACUCCUGUGUCAAAAAAGUAUGAAUAGUUUUAUGAGUCUGGAAAAUUGAUUUGUACAGUUGUUUAUAUAAUUCAUUCUUACAGGUUAGUCAGAAUAGGCGAUUUUUAAGUAAGCCAAAUGCAAGUUUCUGUACAGGGUAUGCAGUGAUGCCCGCUUCAAGCAGGAGGCCCAAAUGGAAGGGUCCAAGGUGCAGCUGUGGGGCUUCCUGGGAAAGCAGGUGUGUCGCCACUGAGACAGGAAAGCUUAUCAGGUGCACACCCCAGGUCCAGCGCUGAGGGUCUGCACCCGGGAGGAACCAGCCUGGAGUGUGCUCUUCAGUUCAGACGCUUCUCUGUAACGCAGAGCCAGAAGAACUGACUACCGUGCCUAAAACUCCUGCAUUUUUAAAAACAAGUGCCAUUAAUAAUGGACUCUGUAAUGAUAACUAUAUGAAAUAAUGUAUAUAUUAACUCAGCUUAGCCCUUCUAUAGUAUAUACAUCAAAACGUGUAUAUGAUAAUAUAUAUGUAGUUUUUAUUCUGUCAAAAAUAAUUUUUUUUAAAUAUGGAAUGCUUAACAGAAGCCUAGAACAAUGUAAAGAGAAGUAUCUGGCAUUUGAAAAAUGUAAAAUAAUGACACGUCAAAAAGAAAGCAACAUUUGGUACUUUAGAAUUACAUUGAUUUUGCCAAAAUCUUUACCAUUAUGUCCCUGAUGAAGCAUAUUGAUACAAAGUGGGAGGACAGGUUAUAUAGAAGUUUAAUUUCAGGAAAAGGCUAGCUGAAAUUUUAAAUUUUUAAGGUGUUUACAAUGUGAAAUCAUGUUGAAUUUACUAAUGUACUUUAUUACACCACCGCCCUUAUCCAACACUCCUUCCCCCAGGCUUGGGGGUGGGGCAGUUUGACUUCAGCCUUAAGGGCUGCCUCCUGCUGCCAGCCCCUGGGCACCGACUGCCAGACCUGCAGUGGGUGUCAGAAUUAGAUCCUGGGACACUGGGAACUUCAAUUCUGCUAGCCGAUCCUGAUCGCAUCAUUAGUGAAAAGAAGCAAGCUACCAAAUUGCCUUUUAAAGACCACCACCAGUCAUAAUUAGAAACUUGAAAUUUUGUAGCAGUCGUGUUUAAUGGUAGCAGUUAUAAUCAGUGAAUGUGAACACACUAUCUGUGCUUGUGUCUCUGUCUUCAGUUACAACUGCCUUUGCCAGGCUAGCAUUAGAAGUUUCUAGAUUAAUAGUUAUUUACAAAAAAGGGGUGGGAACUUUAUCACUGUUACCCUCCUUGCUUGCUAUAUUUUAAGUUAACUGUCUUUGCCCCCAAUUAGUGGAUUUUAUGAGUAAUCCUAUAAAAACCUCUUAAUUUUAGUGCCCUGAUAGGAUAAAUUAUUUGCCUACUUUCACAGUUUGGAACUUGGAAAGAAGCAGAAUAUGUAACUGAGCCACGGUCAUUCUUAUUGCUUCUCUUCUGUGAGCUCAGGUGGAAAGUGGGCGGAGAAACAGCCCAGCAUUACGUCACCACCUAGACCUGCUCUGCACCACUUCCUGCCCUUGUGCCAAAGGCAGAGGCUAUGUUUGCACCUUUUUCUAGUUCUCAGGUUAAUUAAUACUGCUAAUACAAAUAGUAGUAGAUCCUUUAAACUACAAAACAGAUUCAGUGAUGCUUUCUUUUCAAAGCGGUAAACUCAUCAACUGCACAGAAGAGCUCAUCCAGAAGGUAGUCAGUGAACUGAUGUGGUCUCCUGAGAUGUGAAUAUGAAAUCAUAAUUUUACUUGCCUUUCAAUGCACUGAAUUUGAAGUGAUUCACUGACACUCUGGCUUAUGCUGGAUAAAUUCUUAGGAAACAACUCCGCCACAGCUUAAAAUGUUUACAUUGUCUCCUAUAGCCUAGCCAGGUGACAUUCCUCUUUUGAGACCAGCUCACCGGACCGAUGGAGCAUUUCUCUGGAGGUCCAGUAGGGCAGUUCCUGUGUGUUGAUGUUAGAGGCCUUUUUUGCAGUCUCUGUACAGCUGAGCCUUAGGUACUUAAUUCCCUUAGGAGAAUUAAGCUGCCAAGCACAGGACCUGGCACAUAGCACUCACUGAAGGACUGGCUGUUAUGGGAUGGCCCCGUUCUGGUGUAAGGAAUGUCAUUUGGGUGUGCCCUGUGCUUCUAAGUAUGCAAAGUAGUCCUAAACCUGUUAAACUUGAACAUCAAAGGGAAGCCACGUUAGAGACCUCAAGGAUCCAAGGCCAAAGCUGUUUCUUAGAAGCUUUACUAGCUUGUUAACUCUGAAUCUAAAGAGCGAACCAUUUGCUUAGCUUCCAUAACUUCAGUAAAACAUUACUAUGACAAAGAUCAUCAUCUAUGGCACUGAAGAAUGCGUCCGCCAAGACACUGAAGUUGCUUGGUGUAUAGUUGGUGAAAAGGUCUACUGUAAGCUGGGAGAAAAUGUAACUGACUAGGAUAUUAAGAACUGAGUGUCGCCCCGCGCCCCCAUGUGUAUACUUGGGCAUGGAUGGGAAAUCACUCGGAUCUCAGCUCUGUGUACCCUGCGGCCAUUUAACAGGGGCUGACUGCUGCUGUCUUCUUGCUGGUGGAGCCCACUCCUGUGCUGGUGUGGCGGGCAGCCACUCUGCUGGGUCAUCUAGGUUUGAACGAGUGUCACUGUCACUACGUAGGGGAGUCCGGGUGUGUCUGUUUAGUGUAGGUAGAAUAUGCAGUGAACUUGGUCAGCUUUUCUUUGUCUUUUUUAGCAAAACUAGUCAUCAAUUUAGGUCCAAUUAAUUGAGUUGACAGUCUACUGUGAGAUGACGUGUCUACUGUGACAAUAGCAAAUGACUGUUGGAAAACUUUCAUACCCAAGUGUGUUUUCUACUAAGAUAAGAAAGACACACGUGCGUGCACAUCACAGCUCUCUAUUAGGGAAUUAAUGUGAAUUUAAAAAUGGCAAUCAUGUCUGUCUUUUUUUUUAGAGAGCAUCCACUCCUAGAGAGGGUUUACAAAAGCCACUAAAAGGAAGUAGAUGAAAAUACAGAGAGAGUUGGGUCUGUUUUAGGGCUUUUGUUUUUAUUUUUAAUUUUAAAAUUCCCAGUGCUACUUUGAGAAGAGAACUGAUUUUAUUACUACGUGCUUUUUGUGACUGGAAAGUCGUCCAAUAGAAGGAGUUAGUAGCCACUUGGUUUUUCCUUCUAUGGUGCUGGGAACCGAACCCAGGGCCUUGCACAUGCUAGACAAGCAUUCUAGCGCUGAGCUACAUCUCCAGCCUGGAAGCUCCCUUUUAAUUGCUGGCAAACAGCUUUAAGUGCACUUUCUUUGAUUACACUUCCAUUUUUGUUAAACUUGAAUUUUCUGAAGCCUUUUAUGUACCACUAAGCAAAUAACUUUAAUCUUUAAAAAAAAACCGGAUUUAUAUCUUUAGUUAUGUUUCUAAUUGUAAUAAAACAUACUUGCUAAAGUAACUUAAGUCCUCAAGUGUAGUUGGGAAACUUAUGAAACAGAAUUCAGUUGCUUCCCCGUAUCCAGUUAAGCACUCAUUUUAUUACCUUAUUGCCUUUACAUUGCUUAGUCUCGAAUUCUGUUCACUAUUUUGUUUGAGAUUUAAAGUUAUUUUCUUACUGUAUUUAUCAUACCUACUGUUUUAAUAAUCUGCCUUCUUUAAAUGCAAUAAAUCCCAAAUGGAUUGCUUAUUCUUUAUAA
Peromyscus leucopus (white-footed mouse) is the source of this 7376-nucleotide messenger RNA. It is a transcript of the gene Bmp2k, whose product is annotated as BMP2 inducible kinase. The record is from RefSeq and is a predicted model, not a curated record. Lineage: Eukaryota; Metazoa; Chordata; Mammalia; Rodentia; Cricetidae. Gene Ontology annotation, biological process: protein phosphorylation. Gene Ontology annotation, molecular function: protein kinase activity; ATP binding. The transcript has 16 exons. Bases 286 to 3705 code for a protein of 1139 amino acids.